GUAAUGAUACACCAUUCCUAAAAUUUAUGUUGGGCCUUAUCUUUUAUAUAUUUUUUUAGUUUGACAAAAAAGCGUUUGGUGUUUGGUUUACGUAAUCGCGCCAAUUAUAAUCGAACUAAUGAAAUAGUAAAGCAAAUUGACAAUUGUGUAAAUUAGUCCAGAAGUUUGUGAAAUAUAAAAAUUCAUGUAUCGGCGUACUUGGGAUUUGGAUUUAACUAGAUCUGCCCUUGACGACAAAUGGAAUGUGUAAUGGAGUUUUAAGAAAAAAUGACAAUGGGACAUCAGUUAUUCACAUGAACCCUCUAGCAAGAAGGAUUUGAGAAGAACAGUUGAAGAAAACAAUCCAUUGCGGGUCCCGCGCCAUGGCAGGUCUAUGGGCGAUGUCUUUGACAUCCAUAGACGAUCAUCUAUAACCGGAAGUGGAAAAGGUGCAAAUUUACAGAGAAGGAAUUCUCAAAAAUUUAGCACGAUAGUGAAAUUCGCCCAGCUCGGAACAAAACACAGACUUAUCAGAUCAACUGGUGAUGACGCAAGUCAUGACGUCAUGAUGCCAACUGAACGAUAUCGACGAGGGACUGUCCAUGGCACGUCCAUGGCCCUCACGAACGGAAGUAGGGUGACAGGCAAGCGCAGAAGUGAUCCUAGUGCAACUUCUACUUCCGGUUUGCAGGAUCCUAAACUUUACCUCCUCAUGCAUAUGGCUGCAUUGGAAAGAAAGAAAUCUACAGCGAAGAAAUCGAAAACAGCUCACAAAUUCCGCAUGUGGGCAUACAUUUGUACAGUACUUCACAGAAAACAUAAACGACUGAUAAAACUAUGGAAUGAGGACACCGCGUACCACACCCAGAUGGAAGAGAUUGACCACUGCCUGGAGGCGGCUGAACACACAGGAGUUAUCAGUAACAAGCGGCUCAAUACUGACUACUUCAAGGCAGACAAACAGAUGCGCAUGUCACAAGAAGGACGUCGGACUUUAACGAAACCAUCCGGCGAGCGGACUCAAGCUGAGAUCCAUCAUUCGACUUUAGCACUCCGGAAUGUAAAGAUAAUAGGAGAUUAUUCGUUAAAGAUACAACAAGCGUUUGCUAAAGUGGGAUUUUUUGAAAGUUAUGAAGCCAAACGUUUUAUUGUGAAGGAAGGAGGAAAGCCUGAGAAUUAUUACGUCAUCAUAUAUGGUCAAAUCCUGAUCGUCAAGCUCGACGAACACAAAUCUACGGCGAAAACUCUGGUAAAGUUAAAAAGAGGAGAUGACUUCGGGGAGCUAGGAAUAUAUCACGGCAAGCCUCGUCAAGGGUCAAUCAUCACAGAAACCUACACAGAGCUACUCCGAGUCUCCGAUGAGGACUUUAAAACAAUAGUGAUGGGAGGAAACAGACUUGAUCCCGAAGUGGACCCUUUCUUAUUAAACCAGAGUUUUCUACAGGGCUGGCCGCUACACGUGCUGAAGGAAAACCCGAAACAGUUCAUGACCAGCUACGUCCAACGAAACACAGUCAUGGAGUUCGAUAGCAGACGAUCAGAUUGGCUGUACAUAGUCAAAUCGGGUUCAAUCAAGGUGCUAAAAAAGCUCGUGAAGACGCUACCGUCUGUGAGUGAGAAGACAGGGCGACAUAUACAGAAGGCGCAUACUGACGGGUAUCAGGCCUUUCUCGUACGGGACACCGACUACAGUAGACACGCCCGCUAUAAUGGUCUAUAUAUCCCCCGGGCCCUGUCCAUAGAUAGUGAUGAUGAAGAGAGUGAGGACGGUCCUCUUUCGGCCAGGAGUAACAUCAGUUACGACAUCAAAUCCGCACCCCUACUAGAAAGGCUGGACCAAGUACUGCGCCCAUCCACUGCUUUCCAUAUGACCACACCCACUUCCAAGCGUCAAGACAGAAACGCCAAAUCGGCCAUAUUCAGGACUCAGAAGACUAACCUGAGGACGUUGACCUCGUCGACCGACUCAGAAAAAAGCGAGAACGAAAAAGAAAACGUUGAAACUCGCGAUAUCAAUGGAAAUCCGGCAUCUGAGAAACAAGAGGGCCGGAGGACGAUAUUUGACGAUUGGGACGCACAAUACAGACAGGCAGAACAUGAAGAGACAGAAGCCGAUAGGAACCCGCUGUUUGUCACUGUGCAAACACUGAAGAAAGGCGAGGUGUUUGGGUUACAAUACAUUGUGUUUGAUGACCAACCCCAGCCUAGUUUAAUUGUAGUCAGCAACGGAGCAGACUGCGUGCGCAUCAGUCGCAGACUUUUUAAACAACACCUACAAAAGGAUCCAAGGAUGGUUGACAGACUAACGAAUAAGGUGUCGCCAUAUCCUACUGAUGAACAGCUACAGGACCAACUUACCACGAGGGUCAACUGGGAAUCCUACAAGGAAAUUAGUAUCAAUAAAAACAUGGCCCGCAUCAGAACACGGUGCAAAAGACAUAAUCAAAGACAGCGACCUUUUCAGUUCUAGAUGUAAUUGACUUUAAUCAAUGAAGUAAGCCUUUAACCUACAUGUUUCAAUGCAACUACUGCUUAAGAUUUUCAAGAUUCUACUAGUGAAUUGAAGACUAAGAGAGCAAAUAAGAAAAGAGGCAAAAUGAAGGCUUCUGCUUGUAAUGAAAGAAAAGAUCCAACUUCAUUUCAUUUCAGCCGCUUGUAAAACAGCUGAAGCCGAAUGUGGACGAUUCUCCUAGUUAUAUUGUGAAGGACAUAACUAUGGCUGUGAUAUAAGACAUAGUAUUCCUCAGUUCUUGAAGGUGCAGGAAAGACAAAGUGUGAACAUGAGAAUUUGGUUUUCGGAUUGCUUAUUGUAUACAUUAUUUACGGUGCUGCGUCUAAUCAUACGAACUGCUCGGGACGAACUCAUGGUUUGUAACAUCACCAGAUAUCAAUUGCAGUAAGCAAACACGAGGACACAAGCCUAUCUCACACAUCAGACGAACUAUAGUAUAUAAUGUGAGAUUUAUUUUCACGGUUUAUAAUCAGAACUGCUUAUCCGUGUCUGGUCUUGUGUACGCAUUGUUAUAUAGCUAAACAUAAAACAAUAUCUAGUGACCUCACGGGGUUUUGAGCAUGAUCAAUUCUUGUUUUUUUUUUACAAUGUUUGUAUUGCAAAUGAUGUCAACACAUGUCAUGUUCAAAUUAGUGGCAACACUGAUGUUGUUAACGAUUUGUGUAAGUCGCAGGACACAUAUCUCGUAAUGGCAUUUAGUUUUUCGUGAAUGUAUCGCUAAAGUCCAAGUGUUUUGAGUUGUGACAAGAGAAGAGAAGACAUGGUUUUUAUAUUACCACAUAAUAAAAUUAUAAAGUAUACACGCUCGAUAGCAGAUAUUUUGUAGUACAGAUGAAAUAUAGAUAAUUGAGCACAAGCUAUAUGUUGAUCAAGACUAUGAUGUAGUUCGGCCAGUCUGCUGCUCGGGUUGUCAAUAUUUAACACGUCUAUACCAUCACACCCAUCUUGUCAACACACCCUUUUGAAUACAGAUCAUCUUUCUGCAGCAAUAUGCUAUACGGUUGAAAUUUAAACCUUUUCUGUCACUGCCCUCCAAAUAUAUUGAGGUCGAAAAUAAAUCACUAUUCGGUUAAUGAGAAAACAACUAGGAACUUUGAAUUUUUGUUAAGGUAAGAGAGCUGGUAUCGUUAAGACUAAUGUUCAAAUAUCAAUUCUGGAUACUCUGUCUUUAAAAGGAGAUGUAAUAAAUAUUAAAUUAAGGUGCUAUACCACCGACAAAUAGUAUUUUUUAUCAAUUAAAAACACGAAUAAAUUCAUAUGUAUUUUUCUUCAGCAAUAAAAGUUAACUCUUUACUUUUUACCACCCUC
Molecule: messenger RNA, 3799 nt
Organism: Pecten maximus
Lineage: Eukaryota; Metazoa; Mollusca; Bivalvia; Pectinida; Pectinidae
Exons: 19
Coding region: 374-2449 (691 amino acids)
Source: RefSeq, a predicted model, not a curated record